Macrosiphum euphorbiae (potato aphid) is the source of this 1500-nucleotide messenger RNA. The record is from the annotation of a GenBank genome assembly. NCBI's taxonomy places the organism in Eukaryota, Metazoa, Arthropoda, Insecta, Hemiptera, Aphididae.
AUGCGCUCUGAAUCAUUAUUGGAAUAUUUACUGGUGAACUUCCGAUGGGUGUUUGUAGUUUUUUUUCUUUUACCGUGUACUGUGUUGGGAAAGAUAUGGUCGGUAUUCGAAAAAAGUUUAUGGUCACGUCAUACAGGACUGGAACACGAGAAAAACCUUAGCCAUGUUCAACGCCAGAUCCGUCAUAGAAAUAAACUGGCACCAGAUCAAGUUAUGUGUACGGCCAGACCGAGUUGGCGGAGUAUGACAAUAGCUGACAUGGCUUACAAAAAAUAUAUGUUCAACAUAGACGUUCAUCUAGACGGAAUCGUUUCGAUCAAUGCUAAGACUCGAACAGUCAGAGUGGAACCGGGUAUUACAAUGGGCCGAUUGAUUCCCAUUUUGAUCGAAUCCGGUUGGACGGUGCCUGUGGCUUUGGAUAUGGAAGACCUAACAAUCGGUGGUCUCGUUAUGGGAACCGGAUUGGAAUCGUCAUCGCACAAAUUUGGAUUAUUUCACGAAACAUGUACACGUUAUGAACUCAUUACGGCCAACGGCGAUUUGAUCAUAUGUUCAAAGUCGGAGAAUGCAGAUAUUUUCGAAUCCAUACCAUAUUCAUAUGGCACUUUGGGAUUUUUAACAGCGGUUGAUAUUCAAAUGAUACCAGCGAAAAAAUACGUAAAGCUCAAAUACCGUCCAAUUCGUACAUUGGAAAAAAUGGAGUCUCGACUGAUAGUGGAAACUAAUGAUUUAGAGAACAAUGAUUUUGUCGAGCUAUUAAUAUACAACAAAGACGAGGGAGUCUUGAUGACUGGAAAAAUGACAGACGGCAAUAGAGACAUUAAAUAUGUCAACAGAAUCGGUCGAUUUUACAAACCAUGGUUUUUUAAACACGUUGAAUCAUUCCUAAUGACAUGGAAAAUUGGCGAGGAAUACAUUCCACUAAAAGAUUACUAUUUUAGGCACAAUAAACCAUUAUUUUGGGAAAUUCAAGAUAUAAUACCUUUCGGAAAUCACCCAGUUUUCCGUUAUCUACUAGGAUGGCUGAUGCCUGCAAAAGUGGCUUUAUUGAAAUUGACACAAACGGAUACGAUCAAGCAGUUGUACGCAAAACAUCAUUUCAUAGAUGACUUCAUACUACCAAUUUCCAGUUUGAAAAAAUCAGUUCAACAAUUUCAUGCGAUUCUCAAUAUUUAUCCCAUUUGGGUAUGCCCAACCGUUUUGCGUCCGGGAAAAGGUCUUAUGCAUUCACCUGCAACAGUAAACAAUAUGUACAUCGAUAUUGGUUUAUAUGGUGAGCCUAAAGUCUCCAAAUAUAAUCCAACAAUUUUAAGGGACCUAGAAAUAUUUGUACUUAAAUUAAAAGGAUUUAAGAUGAUGUACGCCGGUACAUAUUUAAAUAUAGAUGAGUUCAGGACAAUGUUUGAUCAUCGAUUGUAUGACCAAAUAAGACAGAAUCUAAGUUGUAAAUCUAACUUUCCAGAAGUCUACGACAAAGUAAAUAGGGAAGCCAGAAUAUAA